Messenger RNA from Fusarium redolens, 1467 nucleotides. Its product is annotated as Alpha/Beta hydrolase protein. The record is from RefSeq and is a predicted model, not a curated record. Gene Ontology annotation, biological process: L-homoserine metabolic process. Lineage: Eukaryota; Fungi; Ascomycota; Sordariomycetes; Hypocreales; Nectriaceae. The coding region runs from base 1 to 1467 and encodes 488 amino acids. Gene Ontology annotation, molecular function: homoserine O-acetyltransferase activity. The transcript has 3 exons.
AUGAAACUUUGGACCAAAGCAAUUCUCUCUUUGGCGCUCUUCUCGCCUCUAAUAUACGCUGAGGCAUCGUGGCCAAAACCAACGAGCGGAAGCUUCAAUAUUGAAGACUUCUCCUUCGACUCUGGCGAGAUUAUUGAAUCCCUCAACAUCAGCUAUCAGACCCUCGGCGAGCUCAAAGUUAACCCCAAUGGAUCCAACAACGCUGUCCUUCUCCUCCACGGAACUACAGGUUCCAGUGCUCAGUUUCUCGUGGAAGAGUUCGCUGGUGCCCUCUUCAACCCGGGCCAGCCUCUGGAUGCUACUGAGUACUUCAUCAUCAUGCGCGAUGCCAUCGGCCACGGAAACUCAAGCAAGCCCAGCAUCACUGGUCUCCGUGCUUCUUUCCCUAAGUACCAGUAUUCUGAUAUGAUUCGCGCUGAUCAUCUCCUCUUGACUGAGCACUUCAAACUUAACCGGACUCGUCUGACGCUUGGUGUUUCGAUGGGCGGUAUGCAUACUUGGAUGAUGGGCAGUGAAUACCCCGGUUUCUCGGACGCUUUAAUGCCCGUUGCCUGUUCUCCUGUCGAGAUUGCUGGACAUAAUCGCUUGUUUCGAAAGUUUAUCACUGAGCUCAUCACAAUUGAUCCAGCUUGGAAAGGCGGUGAUUAUGAGAAACAGCCUGCUGCCGGCCUUGGUGGUGCACUUAUGAUUCAGCUUGUACUUCUUUCAUCUCCUUCAUACUGGCAGCGAGUAUUUCCAACUCGUGAAGCCGUGGAUAAGUACGUUGAUGAGCACAUUAUUCCUCGGCUUGAGGAAUACGAUGCCAAUGAUCAACUCUAUGCAUGGAACGCAUCGCAGUCGUACAAUCCCAAAGCCGGUCUUAAGAACAUCAGAGUUCCUUUGACUGCCGUCAAUACUGCCGAUGACUUGCUGAACCCAGUCGAACUCGGAUUCUUGGAGGACGGUGUCACGAACGACAUGACGCCUGGAUAUGGUCGAGCAGUUACUAUUCCUGCGAGCAAUGAGACCACUGGACACGAUAGCUACAUCAUGGCUGGUCUUUGGAAAGAUGAGCUUGAGAAACUCCUAGCUCGAUCGGGCGCCAACUAUAUUCAGCCCCAAAACCCAACCACGAACUGCGACAUGUCUGACCCAAAGCAAGGCGGAGAUCUCUUCGAGAUGGCCAAGGACGGCACAUCCAUCCCUGGCGACGCUGGCAAGCAAAACACAAUCAGCUCAGUCCCCAACCCUCAUCAACGCGACGGUGAGGCCGCGGGCGGUCUUGGCUCAAGCGACUUGGCUGGCGCGGCAGAUAACGCCGUGCUUUCAGCUUCUGAGGGCAGGGAGUCUGGCGUCGGCGAGGGAAUUAGCGCAACUGGUCAUGAUAUUCCUCAGUCGGUCACAGGAAAGCCUGGUGGUCGGGGAGGUACCCAGGGCAAAGAGGAGAUUAGAAGGGACACGGGAGCUUUUGCGAAUAAGGAGAAUUAG